UCUGCUUGUUUCAAGUAGCGGCGGCCUCGGGAGCCAACAUUUAAACUCAUUGCUAUACGUCGAGCUGUUGCGCCCGCCUCGCCCGCCGAUAGCGCGAACUGCCACGAGAAUGAACCACCGAUACUGACUGGAGACUGCUCGCAUACACGCCCAACCCGAACCAGUCUUGCAGAGCACCUGUAAUCAUGGCGCAACGCUCCCACACCGAGGGCUGCCGGCCUGGCGACACCCUCGUCGUAGUGCACGAGUUUCUAGCCCGGAGUCCCGACGAGCUGAGUCUAAGGAGAGGAGACCGCAUCGAGCUUAUUGAGCGCGACGACGACUUUGGCGAUGGCUGGUUCCUAGGCAAGAACACCGAGACGGGAGAGAAUGGCCUGUUUCCCGAAGUCUACACACGGCCAGCACCAAAACCAACACCUAUUCCGACCAUGCUCUCGCGCAAUCCCUCACAGCUGUCUGUGCGGUCAGAGAAACCUUCAGUCACGCCCGGAAUGGCCAUCUCUGAGCCGCCGACCGCACAGCCACCGGCUACCACGAGCGCCUCUCCACCUUUAAAAUCAGCACCCACAGAGCCCCUGAACAUCGCGUCGGGGCCAGAGAUUGCGCGAAGGACAUCAAUACAGAAUGGCCAGAGGAGCAUCAGCAUGGCGCUGAGUGGGGAAGCGCCGACCGAAGACGAGACGAUAGGGAGCCCCGUCAUGCACGAGACUCUGAGCGUCAUCGACGAGCACAUUACGGGCAUGAGCACGCCGAGGCACAGCGCCGUGGGGAAAGAGCUAAGGUCCAAUGACUCGGGAAGCGAAUACAGCAGCCACCACCGACUGUCAUACAUCAACGGGCAGGAAACGGACGAGGAGGAGCAGAACUGGCACACAGAGGAGGAGGUCAAGACAUGGUCGCCUGCACGCGUCGCCGAGUACCUCGAAGAUGUGGGCGUGGAGAAGAAGCACUGCGAUGUGUUCCGAGAUCAAGACAUUGACGGCGAGGCGCUGCUGGGCGUAGAUCGCAACUUCAUCUUCAUGCAGGAGUUUGACCUGGGCCCUAUGGGACCACGACUGCGCACCUGGAUGAAGAUCAACGCGUUGCAGUCGGAAGUCAAGAACGCGAAGGAAGCGGAAGCUGCGAGGAGUACGCUGCUCUUGCCACCUGUCGAGAGUCCCGACGAGUUCCCAGCGGACAUGGGAAGGAGCAGGGCUGCGUCCACUGGGGCCGUCCUUCCUCGAAUACCAACACUGAGGGAAAGCAUUGGAUCUCGCGGCAACACCAGCCGCCAGCAUAUUCCGCGUGCAGCCUCGUCUGCAGGCCGCUCGUCAACUAUCGACGCGACAUCUCCACUCAUCCAGCACACACCCGCCUCACCUACGCUCGGUUCGCCCGUUCGACCCUCCGCUGCUUCCGUCCGGAGCAUGAAUCACAGCAGGCGGCACUCUUCCAUUGACUACAAUCAGGGGCCGCCCACGCCUACUACAUCCGGUUUAAUGAAGUCCUCCACAUCUGGAGCUAUGCACGCGCACAAGAAGACACCUUCUUUCGAUCGCAAUUGGACUAUGGGUUCAACGGCCAAGUCGGCACAAGCACAAGAUCUCAUGCGGCCAGUCUCAUCCCAUCACAUGCAUGCUUCUAGCACCAGUGGAACUGCGUUUGACUUUCGCGAGGCUGGUCUGAACUCUGGAGAUCUUGACCGCGGCUACUUCUCCGGUGGUGAGGUCGACAAUCGCAAAAACAGGAACGUUCUACGCAAGAGGGAAAGCACGGGCGGCCAUUCGCGUACCGCAAGUCACAACACCGAGGCUGGCCAGCGUGCUUCUUUCAGUCGCCGACACAGCAGAAUCGGCAGCGCAGAUUCAGCUCUCAGGCCAGCAAGUCCCAUGUCGGCUGCCGCGCAAAAGUACUACGGCACCAGCAUCAAAAGUGAGCGCAGCUCCAGUGCAUUCGACUUUGUACGGCCUCUUAAGCCAGCAAGCGACAUGCAUCCCACAGUGACCAAGCUCGCGUACGAUUCGCACAGCAUCGACGCUAUUGCGAAUUCACCCAAUAUCGCAGGCAGCGAGACUUCAAGUACAGGUCGCGCUUCGCCUUCGCCCGCUGCUGCGCCUUCACAUACACGCUCAUUCUUCAGCAGCAAGAAGUCUUCACAACCCAGGGGUCUCCGAGCGAUAUCAGAUGCCAUCACUGGUGGUGAGAAGGCAAAUUUGAGCUCCGCCGAUGUGACAGCCUCGCAACACAAGGAUUCGCCCAUGCAGUCGCCUUCACGGACAGGUUCUAGCACACCUUCUGGUACCUCAUUGUCGAAGAGUUUCGAACUGGAGAAAGCAGAUGCUAACAGGCGUUUCACCGCCGGCUCCACUACUUCCAAGGAAGGAAAGAAGAAGGCUAAAAAGCAUGGCACCAGCGCAUAUCUCAAGGGCCGUCAGCAAAUCACCCCGCAACAGGCCAUGGAGAAUUGCGACUACAGCGGUUGGAUGAAGAAGAAGUCUUCCAGUCUCAUGACGACGUGGAAAACGCGUCUGUUCGUGUUACGUGGUCGCCGUCUUGCGUACUACUACACUGAAAAUGACACAGAAGAGAAGGGUCUCAUCGACAUAUCAUCACAUCGUGUGCUACCAGCGAACAAUGAGAGAAUGACUGGUCUACACGCUUCUCUCACAGGCGCCGCCUCAUCACCUACGUCUCCGCAUAAUGCCACAAUACAGACAACAGCUUCUGCAGAUAGCGCCAAAGGUAUUCCAGGGCUAGAGGAAGACGUUUCGGGCAUGUUCAUCUUCAAGCUCGUACCUCCUCGAGCAGGACUUCAGAAGGGCGUCCAAUUCACCAAACCUAUCGUGCACUACUUUGCCGUAGACAGCCUCGCUGUCGGACGACUCUGGAUGGCUGCAUUGAUGAAAGCCACCAUCGACCGCGACGAGGCGCUCCCCUUUACGACCACAUACCAGCAAAAGACCAUUUCCCUCGAGAAGGCGCGCGCCAUGCGUCAACGUCCGCCAAACCUCAUGGACGAAGACGGAACGGAGGAUGCCGAGAGGAAGAGCGAGAUCUCGAAAGAGAGCAUACAAGAGAGCACUAUCCACGAAGAAGACGAAAAAGGCCUCGCAAUCUCGGGACUCGAUGAUGCCAAAGCUCUGCUCGCAUAUGCCGAUAGUGCGGAUCCUCACCCGGAUCACAGGCCCGACAGUACCGCUACGGCAAUUGCAAUGUGACCGCCCUCAACGCAUUGCAUGUCCAUUCUUCUCUUCCGACACCAAUUCACCAUCUUCUAAAUUCAGUACAUGCAUUAAUACUUUCCCACUAGCCAUUUGUUACCUAGGACAUGGAAGCAAUUACUAGUGGGAUUCUGGA
Alternaria alternata is the source of this 3336-nucleotide messenger RNA. RefSeq names its product polarized growth protein Boi2. Gene Ontology annotation, molecular function: protein binding. NCBI's taxonomy places the organism in Eukaryota, Fungi, Ascomycota, Dothideomycetes, Pleosporales, Pleosporaceae. Gene Ontology annotation, biological process: actin cytoskeleton organization. The record is from RefSeq and is a predicted model, not a curated record. Bases 186 to 3197 code for a protein of 1003 amino acids. The transcript is spliced from 3 exons. Gene Ontology annotation, cellular component: plasma membrane.